This is a messenger RNA of Zea mays, 1465 nucleotides long. RefSeq lists its product as uncharacterized. Gene Ontology annotation, molecular function: hydrolase activity, acting on ester bonds. The record is from RefSeq and is a predicted model, not a curated record. Bases 106 to 1272 code for a protein of 388 amino acids. NCBI's taxonomy places the organism in Eukaryota, Viridiplantae, Streptophyta, Magnoliopsida, Poales, Poaceae. The transcript has 4 exons.
CUUCCGGUUCAGGGUCAUCCGAGUUGCCAGCCAAUUUUGCAUCCCCACCACCCACACCCAGUGACAGAGACAGAAGGCCGGGCAGGGCCACGCGACGCGACGGAGAUGGAGCACACGAAUCAUCGCCGCCGCCGUCAAGCUUUGGCCACCGUGUCGGCGACGACGACGCUCCUGCUGCUUCUCCUCUGCCUCGCGGCGUUGACGACGGCAGAGGCGCUGCGCGAGCACAGGGAUGAGGGCGGCGCUAGCAGCAGUGGCGGAAGCGGAAGCGGCUGCGGCAGCAACGCCGCCGGCGGCAAGCAAUCGCCGGCCGUGUGGGUGUUCGGGGACUCGUACGCGGACACGGGGAACCUGGGCGACCUCGGGCGGGAGCUGACCCGCGAGUGGUACGACCCGUACGGGACCACCUUCCCCGGCCGGCCCGCCGGCCGCUUCUCCGACGGCCGCGUCCUCACCGACUUCAUAGCCUCCGCGAUGGGAGUGCCAACGCCGGUGGCGUACAAGCUGCGCAGGGGCGCUGCGCGCGGGCUCGUGGCGCGCGGCAUGAACUUCGCCGUCGGCGGCGCGGGCGUGCUGGACACCGGCAACUUCCAGCGCAACAUCGGCGAGCAGAUCGACCUGUUCCAGGCGCAGCGCCCGCCGUCGCCGCCCUCCGCCCGCGGCUGCGACGCCGGGGUCGCCGUCGUCGUCGUCUCCGGCAACGACUACUCCUACGCCGCCGACAAGGACAACAGCACAAGCGUACGCGCCGCGAUCGCCUACAUCCCGGCGGUGGUGCGGCAGCUCCGGGAGCAGCUGCUGCGGCUGCGCGACGAGGCGGGCAUGCGCAAGGUGGUGGUCACCAACCUGCACCCCAUGGGGUGCACGCCGCUCUUCACCCGCGCUCUCAACUACACGGCCUGCGACCCGCUGGCCAACGCGGGCGCCGCGCAGCACAACGCGGCGCUCCAGUCCGUGCUCGCCGCGCUCGACCCGGCCAACCGUACCUUCCUCCUCCUCGACCUCAACACGCCCUUCGCCGCCUUAGUCGACGGCGCGGCGGCGGCGACGGCGGAGGAGAGGUUCGCGGAGCCGAGGCGGCCGUGCUGCGAGAGCUUCAGCGCCGACGGCCACUGCGGGCAGCAGGACGACAGCGGCAGGCGGCAGUACAGGUUGUGUAGCGACCCGAGCAAGCAUUUUUACUGGGACGACGUCCACCCGACACAGGCCGCGUGGGCCGCCGUCUCCCGAACGUUCAGGCCCAUGAUUCAAGAGUUCCUUCUGUCUACCUGAUCACAGCUUUGUUUCGAUCAGAUGAGAUAAAAACUAGCACUACUUAUCCAAAGAACCAAUCAAGAGUGGAGAGCUAACCGAGUUGUUGGAUUAGUGAAAUUCUCCUGUCAUUGUUACUCUAAAAAUGGCUGGAUUUAAAAAAAAAAUCCACGGUGCGAGAUGUUAAUAAAAAACGUUCUCCAGUUCGUUUUAA